UGGCAACCCUUCUCGUCGACACUAAACAGGAAGUUGAAGACUGCAUUGUUUGACUAAAGUUCUGUCUUAUCUUACAGGAGGGAUGUUUGCUGUCCUUCCGUGCUAUAACGCUCAAAUUACGCUGUUAUGGUGUUCAUAUUUGUUUGUAGCACAUGUCUGGAUUUCGAGACAAUCCUCCUGAGUAGAUAUUGAGGUAGAAAUCGUGUGUGUUUGAGAGCUAGCAUGAGCGCUAAUGCGACACGAGCCGCGUUUGUUGACAGUGAAUCAGCUGAUUAGGGUGAGUGUUCCUCAGAAGCUCGCGUGAUAGUUCAGCACGAGCUGCUCGUCCUUUAGGAGCUUUCACCCAGCUCUCUAGCUGAAUGUGAGGAAGGAGAGGAGGAAGAGGAAGAAGGAGAGGAGGAAGGAGAGGAGAACUGAGCAGGAGAAGAUGCCGUGCACCUGUGGGAACUGGAGGAGGUGGAUCAGACCUCUGGUGGUGCUCCUCUACAUCCUGCUCCUGCUGGUGGUUCUUCCUCUGUGCAUAUGGGAGCUGCAGAAAUCAGAGGUUGGCACUCACAACAAAGCCUGGUUCAUCGCAGGCAUUUUUGUCUUCAUGACAAUCCCCAUAUCACUGUGGGGGAUACUUCAGCAUCUAGUGCACUACACCCAGCCCGAGCUGCAGAAACCCAUAAUCAGGAUAUUAUGGAUGGUUCCAAUAUAUAGCUUGGAUAGCUGGAUUGCGCUGAAGUACCCGAACAUCGCAAUCUACGUGGACACGUGCAGAGAGUGCUAUGAAGCCUACGUCAUUUACAACUUCAUGAUCUUCCUGCUGAACUACCUGGAGAAGCAGUAUCCCAGCCUGGUGCAGAUGCUGGAGGUGCAGGAACAGCAGAAACACCUGCCGCCGCUCUGCUGCUGCCCGCCCUGGCCCAUGGGAGAGGUGCUGUUGCUGAGAUGUAAGCUGGGUGUUCUGCAGUACACUGUAGUGCGACCCGUCACCACAGUCAUCGCAUUGAUCUGUCAGCUUUGUGGGGUUUACGAUGAAGGCAACUUCAGCUCCAAAAAUGCCUGGACCUAUUUAGUGAUCAUGAACAAUCUCUCCCAGCUCUUUGCCAUGUACUGCCUGGUGCUGUUCUACAAAACGUUAAGAGAAGAACUCAGCCCUAUCAAACCUGUGGGCAAAUUCCUUUGCGUCAAACUCGUUGUGUUCGUGUCCUUCUGGCAGGCGGUGCUCAUUGCUCUGCUUGUGAAGGUUGGAGUGAUUUCAGACUCUCACACCUGGGACUGGGACAGCGUGGAGGCCGUGGCCACUGGACUGCAGGACUUUAUCAUCUGUGUGGAGAUGUUUUUGGCAGCCAUUGCUCAUCACUUCAGCUUCACCUACAAGCCAUAUAUACAGGAAGCAGAGGAAGGCUCAUGCUUUGACUCCUUUUUGGCCAUGUGGGACAUGUCAGACAUCCGGGCCGACAUCUCCGAGCAAGUGCGCAAUGUCGGCCGAACAGUUAUGGGCCGGCCCAGGAAGAGCUACUUCGCCCGUGACGCAGAGCAUGACGAACACAGAGGGCUGCUGUCCUCCGGUUCUCAGGACGCCGCCGUCGCUGAGGCUUCCUCCACUCCUCCGUCUCCAUCAGGCCACUAUCAGGGUCUGGGACACACCCGACCCCCUCACUCUCGCUCGGCCCCCGCCGAACUCUGCUCCACACCCUGGGUGGGAGACGUAGACGACGUGGACGACAUCACCCCCACCGUGCUGUCCGGGGAUCCCAAAAACCAGGCGCGCACACAGUACGCUAAAAUCACUUAACACACGCGAACGCUGUUCACGUUAUUCCCAGUAACUAAUUCACUGGGAGCGGCGGGUUAAAAAGGCACACUGGGGAUUUUAGUCAGCCUGUUUCACCCCGGUUUUUAUCAAUUUUAAGAAAAUCUAAUGAUUUUUUCAUUUCUAUUGACUCAUGCAAAAAAAAAAAAAAAAAAAAAAAACAUCCGUUCUUUUAAGACAGCUAAAUUAAUUUUUUUGUAAAUUGCAAAACAGUUUAUUCACACUAUUUAUCUGUUCCUUCCUCUGCAGAAAUGCAUGUUUUAAUAUUUUAAACAGUCACCCUGUGUCCUUGUGGCAUUAGUGUCUCAGUUAAUCUGUUGACUGAAAACGUCAUGAUGUAAUCAGUGUUUGCUGAUUACACACACACACACACACACACACACACACACACACACACACACACACACACACAGUGUGCCAAAGUGCUCUGUUUUUUUAAGCCAGAGAAAAAGCUGAACAAUGUGCAAAGGACAUUUAUGAAGUGCACAAUAUACUCGAAAUGCAUGAA
Pangasianodon hypophthalmus (striped catfish) is the source of this 2309-nucleotide messenger RNA. RefSeq names its product transmembrane protein 184C (gene tmem184c). NCBI's taxonomy places the organism in Eukaryota, Metazoa, Chordata, Actinopteri, Siluriformes, Pangasiidae. Gene Ontology annotation, molecular function: transporter activity. Gene Ontology annotation, biological process: transport. The transcript has 10 exons. The record is from RefSeq and is a predicted model, not a curated record. Bases 428 to 1783 code for a protein of 451 amino acids.